Diospyros lotus (date-plum) is the source of this 1394-nucleotide messenger RNA. Its product is annotated as GDSL esterase/lipase 5-like. NCBI's taxonomy places the organism in Eukaryota, Viridiplantae, Streptophyta, Magnoliopsida, Ericales, Ebenaceae. The transcript has 5 exons. Bases 68 to 1210 code for a protein of 380 amino acids. Gene Ontology annotation, molecular function: hydrolase activity, acting on ester bonds. The record is from RefSeq and is a predicted model, not a curated record.
CUCUGGUCAAGGCUUAAUUAGUUCAGAUCAUGUUCCAUGGCCAUGAAAAUGCACAGAGCUUAGGCACAUGGCAAGCCCACCAUCUUGUGCCGUUCUCUGGACUCUGUUUUUGCUUUUGAUCCCAACCGGCAGCUGGUUGAAGGGCGCCGAGUGCCGCUUCCGGCGGCAGGCCGAAAAAGAUGUUGAUUGGCCGCCGGCCACCUUCUUCAUCUUCGGCGACUCUUACUUCGACGCCGGCAACAACAACUACAUCAACACAUCCACUCUCGACCAGGCCAACUUCUUGCCCUACGGCGAGACAUUCUUCCACUUCCCCACCGGCCGAUUCUCCGACGGCCGUUUGAUCUCAGACUUCAUCGCGGAGCAGGCGGGGCUGCCGCUGGUUCCGCCGUUUCUGCAGCCGGGAGCGGAGGAGAACUGCUACGGCAAUGGAGUCAACUUUGCAUCGGCGGGAGCGGGGGCUCUGGUUGAGACCUUUCAAGGUUGGGUAAUCAGCCUGAGAAGGCAGUUGAGCAAUUACAGAAAGGUAGAGCGGCUGUGGAGGCAUGAAUUGGGGAAGCGGGAGGCCAAGAGGGCCAUGUCCAGAGCCAUCUACUUGUUUAGCAUUGGAACCAAUGACUACUUCACCCUCUUUCUAACCAAUUCGACCAUUCUCCCCUCCUCUUCUCAUUCCAGUUAUGUUGCCAUGGUCAUUGCCAACUUAACCACUGCCAUUACUGAGGUGUACGGAGGAGGGGGUAGAAAAUUUGGGUUCUUGAAUCUGGGGCCGUUGGGUUGCCUUCCAGGCCUCAGGAUCCUCCAACCAGAAGACAAUGGCGGCUGCUUGGAGGAAGCUUCACGUCUUGCAGAGCUGCAUAACGAAGCACUCUCAAAGAUGCUGAGAAGGCUAGCUAGCCAUUUGAAGGGCUUCAAGUACUCGCUCUAUGACUUCAACAGCCAUGCCAGGCAGCUAAUGAACGAGCCCUCCAAAUAUGGAUUCAAGGAAGGCAGGACAGCAUGCUGUGGGACAGGAAGGUUCAGGGGAGCAUACAGCUGUGGAGGAAGAAGACCAGUGAAGAAGUUCGAGCUGUGUGAGAACCCUAAUGAAUAUGUAUUCUGGGACUCUUUCCACCUCACAGAAAGGGCUUACAAUCAUAUGGCAGAUCAAAUGUGGGCAGGUGCCCCUCCUCUCGUCAAGCCCCACAAUCUCAGACAUCUAUUUCGCAAUUGAUUAAAAGAAGAUGUUUGUGCUAGUUAUUCAAAGAACGUCAUUGUUCAUUGAUUAUUAUUUAUUGCCCCCUUAUAUGCUAAGAUAUUGUUUGCUAUUCAAGAUAUAGUAUGAAAAAGUGAGACAUGAAAGAGUAUUGUAGACAAAAAUAUUUUCUAUUUUAUUUGUUAAGUUUAUCUCGUAAUUC